AUGAUCCGGAGUUUUAGUAGAAGAAUAUCGUUCUGGCCACAGGCAGGAAUUGAAUAUAAGAAAGGUUUGAGCCAUAAAAUAAGAGAUUUUAUUGGAAUUAUACAUAGCAGAUUAAAACCCAUAUGUAAUAUUUUGUUUCCUAAUUUUAUCGUCGUCCACUACACUUAUAUUAUUACAAUGACACUUAUUACGUCUUUUCUUUUAUAUCCAAUUCAUAAUCAAUCCUAUAUUGAUAUUUUAUUUACCAGUGCAGGAGCAGUAACACAAGGUGGAUUAAACACUAUCCCAACAAAUAAUCUUACUCUAUAUCAACAAAUUAUUAUUUACAUUAUGUGCUGUCUAGCAACACCAAUCUUCAUCCAUGGAUCGUUGGCUUUCAUUAGGUUAUAUUGGUUUGAACGAUAUUUCGAUAACAUAAAAUAUACGUCGAAGCAAGAUUUUUUAAGAAGAAGAACAAUGACUUUGCAAAGUUUAAAAACUAAACCUCAAACAAUUAUCCACAAAACCCUAUCAAGGGUGAACAGUAAUUAUCAAGAAGAAUUGUCUCCAUUAGAUGAAAUAUCAAAGAAUUCUAAUAACAAGAGUAAUAGUAAUAUUUCUAUUAGUGAUAAUAUAUUAAUUGAUUCUCGGUUCGAGAAAUGUACGAAAAAGGAUAUUGAAAUUUUUAGGCAUAGAUCUGAAAAGGAUAUACCUCUUGAAUUAAUGCUUAAAUCAAUUGGCAUACUACAGAGACAAAGAGAUAUCAAUAAUAAUAAAAUAGUAAAUAAAGAUACUUUGGAAAUAAAUGAUAGCAUCGCUAUUCUUGAUUCAUCAAUAAACGGAAAUAAAGAAAAAAGUGGUUCGCAAAUUUAUGUAGUUUUGCCACCAAAUGAACAGCAUUCACCCUCCAAUUCAAUGAUUAUAAACAAUCAUUCUAGUAAUAAUAAACUUAAUAAUAAGAAAUUUUCGAUAUUAAAGCCCGAAGUUUCAAAUUAUGUUAUGAAUAAGCCAUUCUCCAAUACAGUAAUCCAAGACCUCUAUCAGGAUUCAACUUCAUAUUCAGAUAUAUCAAGUAAGCCUAUUGCUUCGAACAAUUCAACAUUUCUAAGCAGCACUUAUGAUUCAAAUAUUGAGCCUUACGAAGUAGGUUCAUCAAGCCAAGAGUAUAAAAAAAAUACAACAAAUUAUACACAAAAUAAACCUAGUGAGCUCCGGUUUGAACUAGUUCAAUCUUCAAAAGAAAAAAAGCAAUCCUUAUCUAACGAAAGGAAAAAACAAAACAAGAGAAAUACAAGAUUGAAGAGAUUAACUAAUAUUCUAUCAAUGUCUCCUAGCUUAAGAAUGGACUAUAUAAAAAACAAAAGAUUAAAAGCUUCAAUUAGCAAUAUAGAUUCAUCUGAUCAAACAACUCUUCGACAGAGAUACAAAAUUAAUCAAUUCUCAAAUAGAAAACAUGAGAAUAAUUUUUUUGGACAUAGUAAUAUAUUUGGUCAAAAUAUAGAUAAAACAAGUGUAGACGAAAUAGAAAAUGACGAUAAUCAAAGAAUAGAUGAAGAGAUAAAUUUUCCAAGAUCGAAUACUUUGAUGAGUGCAAAUUAUGUUUCUUGGGAACCAAGCUAUGGUAGAAAUUCUGUUUUUAUUGGGCUAACUAAGGAACAAAGAAACGAAUUAGGUGGUGUAGAAUACAGAGCUAUUAAAUUACUUUGUAUUAUUCUUUUAAUUUAUUAUAUUGGUUGUCAUAUUUGUGGUGUUGUUAUGCUAAUACCUUGGAUUAGUCUAAAGAAGUAUUAUAAGAACUUAUUAGAUUUAGAACAUAUAAACCCAAUAUGGUGGGCCAUUUUCACUUCAAUGAGUUCCUUCUGUGACCUUGGAUUAGCAUUAACAAAUAAUUCUAUGAUAUCAUUCCAAAAUGCAAUAUAUGUUCUAAUCAUAUUAAUGUGGUUUAUAAUCAUAGGAAACACAGGUUUUCCAAUUUUAUUAAGAUUCAUAAUUUGGGUACUUUAUAAAAUAUCUCCUGACUUUUCCUCAUCAAGAGAGAGCUUAGGAUUUUUAUUAGAUCAUCCAAGAAGAUGUUUUACAUUAUUAUUUCCGAGUGCAGCAACAUGGUGGUUACUUUUGACUUUAGUAGCAUUGAAUUUCACUGACUGGAUAUUAUUUAUUGUACUAGAUCUAAAUUCCCCGCCAAUAAAUGAGAUACCUAAAGGUAUAGCAGUCUUGGCUGGGUUGUUUCAAGCUGUUUGUACUAGAACAGCUGGUUUUAAUGUUGUCGACAUUGCAGCACUGCAUCCGUCAAUUCAGGUUUCUUAUAUGUUAAUGAUGUACGUUUCAGUACUGCCAUUGGCUAUCUCCAUUCGAAGGACAAAUGUAUACGAAGAACAAUCAUUGGGGAUAUAUAGUAGUAUCACAGAUUUGGAAGACCUUGAUGAAACCAGUAACGGAACAAGUGAUAGCGAGGUUUCUAACACAAUAAAUACAAGUAACAAUUCGGUUGAAACCAAUAUUAAUAACGAAAGCAAAAAAGUACACAAAAGUAAAAUAGAAAAGCGAAGGCAAAAACCAUUGACAACAAGGUCAUUCAUUGGUGCACAUCUAAGAAGACAACUCUCCUUUGAUUUGUGGUAUUUAUUUCUUGGUUUAUUUAUUGUGUGUGUUUGUGAAAGUGGGAAGAUACAAAAUCCUGAUAUGCCUGCAUUGAAUGUAUUUUCUAUUCUUUUUGAAAUUGUCAGUGCAUAUGGUACAGUAGGAUUAUCAUUAGGUUACCCCGGUACCACUACAUCGUUAUCUGCUCAAUUUAAUACUAUUUCCAAAUUGGUUAUAAUUGCCAUGCUAAUUCGCGGAAGAAAUAGAGGCCUUCCAUAUUCGUUGGAUCGUGCAAUUAUCCUACCAACAGAAAAACUAAGGCAGAUUGAAAAAAUCGAAGAUAAAAAGAGUAAGCAUUACAAACAUACACUCCAUAGUUCUACUCAGACUCAUGGAGAUGCCAUGAAUAGUUAUAUCAGGAAGAAAUAUUACCAAACGAAAAGAAAUUUUCAAAAAGUUAAAAGGGCUGCUUCCAUGGCACAAACAGAUUAA
Arxiozyma heterogenica is the source of this 3051-nucleotide messenger RNA. RefSeq names its product Trk2p (gene TRK2). NCBI's taxonomy places the organism in Eukaryota, Fungi, Ascomycota, Saccharomycetes, Saccharomycetales, Saccharomycetaceae. The transcript has a single exon. Bases 1 to 3051 code for a protein of 1016 amino acids. The record is from RefSeq and is a predicted model, not a curated record. Gene Ontology annotation, molecular function: high-affinity potassium ion transmembrane transporter activity. Gene Ontology annotation, cellular component: plasma membrane. Gene Ontology annotation, biological process: intracellular potassium ion homeostasis; potassium ion import across plasma membrane.